AUGAAUUUCAUUACAGCAGCAAAAGCAUACACAAAAACAGAAUGUGAACACUACAUGAGAGGCCUUGAUAGAGUCGACAGACGCAUUAGACCCUAUUUAGAGAAAGCCAAGUAUGAAACUUGCGCAAGACCAUACUCACCAACAAAAAGAUACACCAUGAAGACAUCCAACAUCACAGAAUCGCUCAACGCUGCACUAAAAGUUGCAAGAAAUCUCCCUAUUGAUAUCUUGGUUGAAUGCCUUAGAAGUUUGGUUCAAAAGUGGGUUUGGAACAACUCAAAUAAUGCAAACGAAACAUUCACAAAAGUCUCUACAACAACAGAAAAUGAGUUGAGACAUGACAUUGUUUCGAAAAUGAAGUAUGAGGUCUUGCCUUUCAACCCAAUAGAAUAUCAAGUUUGUGAUGAAAAUGGGACCAAUUUCACAGUAAAUAUACACAAUAGAACAUGUAUUUGUAAUAGGUUUCAAGAAGAUGAAAUGCCUUGUGGGCAUGUAGUAGCUGUAAUUGCAAAGAGAAACUCGGGAGUGUAUGAUUACUGUGCAAAGUUUUACAAAACAGAAACAUUGAAAGCAUUGUAUGAAGAAAAUGUUCAUCCUUUGCCCCAUAAAGAUGAAUGGAUUCUCCCACAACACUUAGACAUAGUGGUGCUCCCUCCAAAGGCAACAAUCCAUGCAGGAAGACCAAGAAAUAAAAUAAUAAGAUCAAGAGGGGAACCAAAAGUAAUAAUCACCUGUGGAAAAUGUGGGCAACCAGGACAUAACAGGAAGACUUGCAGAAAUCCACCAAUUGAUAAGGCAAACAAGCAGAAAAAGCAAAAGACAUAG
Molecule: messenger RNA, 825 nt
Organism: Humulus lupulus (European hop)
Lineage: Eukaryota; Viridiplantae; Streptophyta; Magnoliopsida; Rosales; Cannabaceae
Exons: 2
Coding region: 1-825 (274 amino acids)
Molecular function (GO): nucleic acid binding; zinc ion binding
Source: RefSeq, a predicted model, not a curated record